AUGAACCUGCAUGCCAACUUUAUGCAACUUUGGUCCGCCAAGUUCCCCAGUUGCACUGAUUCCAUCCCCCGACUGGACUGCCUCAAGGCUGAUCAGUUUCUCACUGUGAAUGAACAACGUGCUGCGCUAGAAGUUGCGCACUCUGAAGUGGUUUCCUCCACGGAAAACCUGCGGACAGCUCUCAAUCAACAGAUGUUUAUUGCUGACUACCUACGCUCCUGCAUCACAAAGUUGGGCGCCGUCUCCAAGGUGUUCAGCGAACUGGAGGAAAAUGGUGAGCUGGACGGCAACAUGUCAGUCUGCGAUGCCACCACCUCCGACCGAGCUCCUUUGAAAAGCGAGCCUCAGCAGCAGCAGCAGCAGCAGACACCGGCGCGCACCAGUCGCUGCUCGACCCCCGGCGGCACACCAACCGCAGUAUCCACCACAGGAGCCACCGUGCCAACGACGGCUGCUGCCCUAAAUCUCUCCACCUCCGCGCCCCCGCUCCCUCUGCUGCCGUCUUUCCUUCAGACUGCUUCUCCUCUUCUCUCUGCAGCCUCGCGCAACUUCCUCUUCCAGUCUGCCAUCUCACAACCGUCCAUGGAGCAGAUGUGAGUCCUCAUACCGUUGAUGUCUGGCUUUCAUACAGCUGCAUGCACAUACCCUCGGCCGAUUCUUUUGUGUUAUGGAGACACUUACUGUCUCACCAGAAUGAGUUGCUUAGGAUAUUCUCAAUGAUGCACGUCUCGAGCUAACCGGAGAGAUCAAGUUUUUUUUAGGAGUUCAGGGUGUCUUGUCAUCGUUUUUGGUGGGAAAUCGCACCUCUUUGCACCACGGUCCUUCUGCAAGUCUGGUCAGAAUGUGGGUUAUAGCCCCCCCGAUCGUCCACAACGACGGCUAGACCAUGACUUGCCGAACAGCGGUUGCCUGGAGCGACUUUUAGGAAGGAUGGUUUUCGUAUUUCCCGAAUCCGAAGGUGGACAUCACCACCCACCCCUCCGUCCCACCUGUUUAGACUUGGUUGUCGCCUUACUGCAUGGCGAUGGCAGUCAUAAUUUUGUAAUAACGCUGAGGUUUUUGACUCCCGUAGAUAAUAUCUUAUGCCGUCCCCUUUAACAUAAGCGCAGUGAAGACUUCACGCACGCAAGCGUCUCUAUGCUGAGAAGAGGGCUCAGGGUGCCUGUCUUGGUUAAGGUUAUGCGGGGGCCUCUAAUGUUUCUGAGCACCCUUGGUUUCAGCAAACAAGUAACUAUUAUUGAAAGGCCAUGCCAAAGUCGUCUGCGGAGCGACGUUUUCGUCGAGUGCACCUCCCUAAGGAAGAAGGUGCAUUCACGACCUAAUCGACGUCAGCUUUGAUGGCUGCUUACCAAACACUGCCAUGCUGCUUCUCUGAUCUGCGACAUUAUUUAGCCUAAACGGCGCGAAGAGACGGUGUAGAUGAGGCAGACGGGAACUCAGCAUUCAGUAAUUUGAUUAGGAUUGUUCAUUUCAGGUAAUUAAACAGCUUAUUUUGUCCCACAUAGGGACAGUUAACCCCACUUUUGUCCCGUAUUGUUUCUGCAAAUUUUCCUACACAUACUAACGCUGCUGUUUCUAAUAAUACAUUAGUGGGGACCAUGGUAGCAAGCAUCCCUGGCUGACCGGUACAGUGAAAGAAGCGCCCAUUAACCACCAGGCCCCAACCCUUAGCCGGAGAGCACAAACAACCAUCUCUCCCCUAAGACGUACUUUUAUGCCCUCAUUCCCCCUCCCCCACCUUCUCUCCAUUUUUACCCAGGUACUUUAGAUGCACGUCGGGUGUUAGUGUGCCUAAGCGACGCGUCCCAACCGAAGGUCUUACAAUCCGAGCCCUAGAUUUUACCACAGAAGACCUAGUGUCGCAGGUCGAAAUUGCCCCUUUACAUCUUGUUCGCGCAACAAAUGCCUCCUAGUGAACACUGUUUCUUCUGCAAUGCUACUUAUGGGCCAUGUUUUCACUACCAUCACUCGUGAACAUGUUUGUUACUCUUUCGAAACCCUUGCAACUUUGGUGGUGAUUUGACAGGCACAAAAAAUUUCGAGCCGAGCUCGUUCCCUGGCACUUGUUUGUUCCGCUUCGUCAAAAGUUGAGGAGAGUAGAUCUAGCAGCCACUGUGCAAUUGUGUCUAGAAGUUCCACUUUUCUCACUGGGAUCUGCGAAUAGGAGAAGUCCUCGGCGUUUCUAAUCCCGGGGAGUCCUGUUUGCUGCAGUUCAUAAUUUUUUUAUUCGUUGCCUUUCCUGCCAUCUUCUACUCAAUCCACUUGUCCUUCGACAAUUAUGACAAUAAGUAACUUACCACUUAUACCGCCGCGGGCCAUUUCGAAGCUCAGCGCAAAGCAAGGACGGUCCACUAAUCGAGGAUUGUGAUUAGACCAUGGUCAGGCAGAACUGAAUGGUCUCGUCCACUUAAUUACAUCGAUCCCUCACCUGCAUUCCUACCCGGUCUCAGAAAAACCUUCAGGGUGUAGACGUGGGCGGGCACCUAAAAAUCUCCACUACACCGAGAACGCCAUGUUACUUACGGGAUACCGCGACUUUCCAUAAAAGAUAACAUUGAGAUCUUGUGGCGUCUUCGAGGAAGUCGACCUAAAUGUGGGGACGCCUAAACAGAAGUUUGUCUCAAAAUCAAAGUCGCGUCUUCGUCCUCGAGUCACAUUUACGACAACAUCGGUACACCGAGCUAACCAUGCCGACGUUUUUACUCACGUCUGGUGCUGUGAUCCGGAAAAAUAGUGUCUGGUGGCCAAACUUCGCUUCUGUGGGACCCAUGCCAGAUCUCAUAUUAAACCACGGUCUCUGUGUCUAGCGUGGACACAGUGGUUGAAGCGUUCGAUGUAGCGACUGCAAAACCUAGAUCUACGCGUACUGCCCUCAACAAUCGCCUCACCGCCUAUCGCGCUCGCACUCCCGAAUCCGUUCCAGCUGCUCAGCGGCCAGCUAUAUUACCUACCCCCAGUCUUCAUUCCCUUUUCGACUCCAAUACGAUCGACACUUCUGCCUGAAUCCGAUUUUGGCACACAUUUAGCACUAGGGAACGGCUCUUUGAACAUCUUGGUGUGUCUUAGUUUCGAAGCUGAACUCUCUACCAGCCCCUCAAACCUCAGACACAAUCUAGUUGGGAUUGGCGAACGUCGAUUACGAUGAGAGAGCUAUCAGUGAAAACCGGAGGGGUCCCUGAUCUCAUGUACUUGACAUUUGCCACGAUGUUCACCUGGAAAUCUCCACUACACUGGGAAUCCUGUCAUUGCGUCCUGACCGAGGACCGAUUUGUCCUGUCAGUUAUUAUUUAUCCAAGCACCGCUCUUUAACACGUCAGCCUUAUUAUUAAUGAAUAAAAUGAGAGCCCUAUUCCCCCCUCCUUUCAAACAAGUAAAAAGUCCGCGUUAAAGCCGACUGGACGUGAAAUUGGACGCAGUAUCUGGCGUUUCCGAAAAUCCUCCUUCUACAUCUUUCCACCAUCUUCAUACGGCGCCCUUUUAGGCUCGACAGGAUGGUUUAUUAAAGUAUCUGUACUGGAAAAUGAACCAUUGGGCCCACUCACCCGGCCACACUGGUUUGCAGUUUCAGGCUUGUGCCAAAUGGUGGGUGGGGUCUUAUCUGACGCCAUGCGCGGAUGUUAUUGUAAGCAUAUUCGAGUCUUGCAUGUACGUUAAAAAAAAUAAGGUGUGUGGACAGAAGUUGGCCAGAAGUGACCCAGUUCCUUUGUGCUUCAAUCUUCCAAUUUUGUAUUUUUUCCCCGGCGUCCAUCAGCCUUGUGAUUUCGAAAGUCGUUACUCCUCUUUGCGCAGCUGACCGCCACUCAUUUUACUCCUGUGCGAGAAUAUACCAGGAUUUUCGGCGGUUCCGCAUCCUUUGUGUAGUACUUGGCCCAUAUGUUGCACAGAUUUGUGAAAAACAUCUCUCAACGCUUUUCAGUAGGGCAUUUCCUCCAUAUGUGACCGAUUUUUCCGUUUCUUACCGGUUUUUAAUGAAGUCUCAUUGGAAUUCUCCUCGUGUCCACGUCAGUAGUGGGUUGAAACCUCCACAUUUGUUGUCUUCUGGAUAUUUUUCAGUUGAAAAUUGCUAAAUCGCAGUGAUGGGUUACCGUAGAGCUAGUCGGAGAUCAAGAGCAGCGUUGAUGUCGACUUACAGAGGUCUGUUGGUCGACGUCUGAGAAAUCAGCACAUACCACUUCGUUCCUCACCUCCAGACUUAACAGUGGAAGCCUCGUUCCGUUCUUAGUUCGAUGCUGCAGGUUGCCAUUUGGGUCGGUGCUUUGUCUAGCAUAAAAGUGAAUAGUGUGGUGUUAGGUUUCUUGUUUAUUUUCAUUAGACCGUGGGCAUGAUUGUCUAGACAUCUAAGGCAUUGCUUGGCUUGUGUGCCCAUUUGUGACACCAUAUAUACUAAAUUGUGGGCUGGUCAUAGUACUUUUACCCAUUACAUACUGUUUCGUGACUGAGGGUCACUGUUAUCUAUGUGGUUGUUCUCCUAACCACCUUUGCCACCACAGAUCGGGGAAGUUCUAAGUCUUCGAUUUUUGGCGGCGGAGGAUGUGAGCUGCAUGCUUUAAUCAUGUAUAUAUACUCCUGUUUCACUUCCGCAGCACCGCUUUCAGCUGCUGCAAUGAACCGAAGACGUAAUCAUCGAUUAACGGCCUGACAGUGUUCUGAGGAACAAAACGCCUGGGUACCAUGAUGUUUGGGAUUCAGACGCAGCACGUAGGUGAUUAGAGAGAAGCAGUGACCUCUUGAGUUCACAUGCGUCAAUAGCGGUUAACUCAGUGACUUCCUCUCCAGGCUCGAGUGUCAACUUCGUUAGAGAAUUGGAUGUUGCUAAGCGUGUGUAGGGCCCUCACAGCACACGGUCUUAUGUGUGUUCAGACAGUUACAGAAGGUAGGCAGCAAGUUAUUUGUCCCUGUGCACACAAGUGUGCUGUGUGUUGGGGACGCUGGGUUUCCAAGCCCCGAGUUUUUAAAUCAAUACAAGUACACGCAUGUGCACACUCGUUCGGAAGCUAACACCGACACCGUAAAUCAGGGGAGGACAUCGUGCGCAAACAUUGUGCCUGCCCGUGCGCUUGUUGCCUUUGGCCCGAUUAUCGCUGCUCCUCCUGACCGUCGGUGUGAAAGAAUGCCUUUCAUCUUCGUGUUUUUUUGCAACUCGACUUUGAUUUGGACAUUUUAUUGCCUGAGCUCUGCCCUGGUCACAUACAUGUGCCCAUUUUUCAUUUAGCGUGCUUGUGUUCCUGUGCCCUCUCUUUGCUGGAAAAAGUACAUCCGGGAGGGUAGGGAGGAAUUGUGCCGUUCAUGGCAGGAUAUGAAAGCAAGCAUCUCAUAAUAUUGAUGCAAACCUGCAGAACCUUUCAAUGAGACCGGAUAUAUAAAAAGGCGUUUAUUCCGACCAUUGACAAUAGCUUGACUAAAGACUUUUUCGUGCGUUCAUCGACGGUCGGCAUCAGAACGGCCCUCAAUGAGGGCGAACUGCGAAACAGGCAGACUCCUGGAUCUGGCAAAGAAGCUGUCGCGCUUCAUACGACAGCGUUGCUUUCAGACGUUGCCGAGCACCCAGCUGGCACAUCAGUAAGGUCACGACCUCUAGCAGUCUUACUAUAUGACCGAUGCUGCCCACUCCUAGAUAAGGCCCCACUCGCCUUCCGACUCUAUCAUGAAACCUUGGAGUUUUGUCGAAGGGGUGAAUGGUAUUAUUAUUAUUAUUUCCACGUCACUACUACACGACUACUACCACUGUCAUCAAAACUACUACUACUCUGCCACAAGAUACCAUCAUAGCAGGCCAUCCACGCCACCAGUGUUCGGGGAGUCACAAUUAACUGAACUUUUAAACAAGUGGAAGGCUGUGGUCUGUGCACACCGGUUGGACUUACGGAGGACAACUGGAAAUGAAAAAAAGUUAUUUUCUGCCCAGUAAAAACAAACAUCAGCAAGCUGGACCUCUGAAUAGCCGUCUUCAAACUUCGUUACCAGCAAUUCAUUAGCCUCGAGACUAUACUUCAAGCCACGCAGUAGAAACGGCUAGCGCACUUUGGCUAAGGCCUCUCCUAGUUGACAACUGAAUCUCAAAGGCAGAGCAUCUAACCUGGUCAGACGUCUGUGGAAUUUCCUUACACGAAGAAUGCCUCUCUGUUUGGUAAAGCACAUAGGGUCUUCUCUCCAACUCUGUAUACCCAGGUAUUUGUUAUUUGUCAGGGAUACCUGACUCUGACCCUAAAAAGUCAUGUCCCGGAGAUUUAACUCCAAGUCCUGCACUGAUUAAUUUCUGAAAUUAUUCGCUUGAUUAUUCUCUGGAGUUCAUAUACCAGAAACCGCUAGAGAACGCUGGGGGUCCCACUGAAGAGCCGAACCCCUCGCAGCUGUGUCACGCAGCGGCAGAAUAUCGGCGCAACACGUGUCUGGGCUUUUAGCAAGUAUCUACGUCGGGAGUACGGUAUAAUACCUUAAAUAUAUGCGGGCUUUGACCAAAAAUAUGGCUUCGUCCUCCCUGUAUACUCGGCUAAUUAGGAACAGUGGCUGCCUAGUACCUAGUGCUCAAUUCCUCUGUCCUCCAACAUUUGCGUAUUCGCCUUGAUUCCGUCGAAACGUUCAAUGUUGUCCGUAGAACUGUCGGUAUCUUUCUGAAUCCCUUCUUCUGGUCCAUCCACACACGUUUUGCCGAUGUGGAAUGAAAGCAGAGACUACACAAGUCUCUUACUCAGUCGGUUAUCGCCUUCUAAACUAUACUGUGUGCGGAUGUAGUUGUGUCCCCUGCAUGUUAAAGAGGCAACUCUACUCCGCCUGGGAGUCGGCCUAUCAUAUAGUCACCAGCUGCCGCGGCUACUUUGUACGCAAUGUGCACAUCAUUGUCUACGUUCUUUUUGUGAAAAACCAAGCCGUCUUUCUUCUUCGCGCAUGUUGUUCCCUUUCGGCUUUUUGGCUUCGCCUUUUCCUUUUUUACGUCUCGGCCCCCAUGAUCAGUUUUGUCCCUGUUUGCUACCUGCUGCCGCCUUUUUGUCGCCUCUACCCUCCGACAGGUCCUUACUAGACGCACUCUAGUUCACGAUUUGACUUCCACCUGCCUGUAAAUUCAUUUCCAGAACCGCAUCCGAAUUACUGAAGCAGUUGACAGUGGAUGUCAGCUUCCUCGAUCUUGGGCGAACGAAAGCCGCACAACUUUGUGGGUCUAAGACUUCUGUCUCCCAGCAAUGCUCUUGAUAGUGACGUCUUACGUAGGCAGUCUUCUGUUUCCUGACUCUUGUUGGAUUAGGCCGAGCAGAUAGUGUAUGCGAUUAAUAACCGAACUCAGGGACCUUAAGUCAGUCAUUCAGGUGAGUGAAACCACGUUAGCUAGUGUCACCCACUCAAAGUAGACAAUUUCCUUAGUGCCAAUGCAGGCGAAAAGCCAAGGCCCAGAAAGCAGUUAGGAAGAAAGAAAUGUGGUCGUUGGAACAAGGAUCUUCGCUCGAUGUCCUGGAUUCUCACUCGGACCCAUCAUCGGAAACGGCAGGAACCCUUAUCUGUGGCCGUCUCUGUUGAUGGGUUCGAGUGAGAUUUAGAACUGUCCCGCGAACAAGAUUCUUGUUCUAGCAACGAAACCCCCUUCUCAAUUUCCCUAUUUCAUGCAACGUCCGGAUAAGGUUUCAUUGAUUUAUGCCCUGGAAUGUUGUGGUGGGACCGCGUAAUUAUGACAAAUGGAUUGCGUUCCACGCACGGAAGCCUCACGGCAGAACGUGGGCGUGAAGGCCCAUCGACCAACAAAACAUCGUAAAGAUUGCCCACGCAGUAGUCGAAGGGGCGUAGAGGAUCAGUGCUAUGGGCCAACAAUGGAAUCGAUCUGCCCGCCGGUCACCAAAAUGCUAACACCGGAGAAUGCCCGUGGCAUAGGUGUUGCUAAUGUUUACGAACUUGUCACGGUACAUUCUCCAGAAUAAAAGCCUCGUUUCACGGAGCACGCAUUGCUCAAACAUACAAAGUAGGUCUCAACAGCCAAUCGUUUUUUUAUUUCCACACGUUACCGAACCACUAUCUUACUAAGAGAAUCUAAAAUUAAUUGUCAGAAAGUUUGACAGCUUGAAUCAUUUCCUACUUCGACAAGGUUCGCGAGCUCCACAUCAACAGUGCGGGGAAGCUGUUUCAGACAGCGCUUAGCAUAGCAUGCCAAGAAACGUCGAUUUCGUGCUCACUUCAUGAGGAAGGUUAAGGAGGUAUGGGUCUUCCUGUGCAAAAAUAAACCUGUUGGUGUGGCUUAAUAUGCUGUAGUUAUUUUUAUCUAGCAUUGACUUGACAUCCGACGAUGGCGUUUCUACUGUAUACAACUUACUGUUUUGAUUUGGUACAAAAUUACCACGUCGUACUUGUGGCGCUGUGUGCUUUCGUCAUUAAUUCGCUUGUAUAAGGUUGUGGAGACAGGACUCGUCAGAUUUUGCUUCGAUUUUUAUGAUAUUUAUCUGCUGUCAACCAAAUCAUCCUUGGUGGUGCAGUCAAGCCCCCUCAGCAUACCUCAAACAGGUACUAGGUAAGGUCUUGGACCGUUCUGAUGUUUUAUGCUGCUGCACAACGCAACUGCGGGGUUUUCGACUCAUUAAUGCCUCCCUCACCCCAGUGUUUCCUAGGGCUUCUUAAGUUCGGCCUCUACAGUAUCUGACCUGUCUCAUGAAAUGUUCAGCGAAAAUCUAAAAUGUGUUUUCGUUUAGAAGGGAUUACCUAUGUUGGGUUGUAAUGCUUAUUAUUGUGCAGCAUAAUCGCAAGAUAUCUCAGUCACGACAGGAACCCGGCUUUUGAAUGGACUUCCUUCCGGGAGCCCGCAUAAACCAAACUCGGUAAAAGUGACUACUGAAGUGGUGUGACUUUUUUGAAUGGAUUUUUAACGCACUUGUAAAUUCAAGUAUACUUUAUAGAAAACAUGCUCAUAAAUAUUCCUUUUUUAUGCUUAUCUGUUGCCAAAUUUCUCCUAAUUGUAUACUUAAGGACAGGGCACCUUUAGUUUUUGAAAAACUGAAUUCCCGAACAAUUUCCAACAUGGUUUUCAAUUUCACUUGAACUUGGGUUUCCAAACAGCAUGCUGUAUGCUUCUUGUGUAAAGGAAUCACACAUCCCCCCCUUAUCAAGAAGAAUUCAUAUAGGGCUCAUAAAAUUUUUCAGUGGAUACGGAGCUUAUCCUGGGCAACAUUACAAAAUUGACAAGUACAAUGCUUCAUGAGGGGACAUUUCAUGAUACCGGAAAAUCUCAUAAGUACAAAAUUUUUAGACCUACAGACGUCCAUCCCUCGGGUGGGAAAUUUUAAAAAGUGUUUUGAUGCCAGGUGAUCACAGGAAGAAUAUUUUUGGGUGUAUUUUCUAUAACAUACGUCCGAAUUUAUAAGGGCAUCGAAAAUUAAUGGAAAAAUGCAUACUACUUAUGUAAUUACUUUCUUAGUCCCUAUUUCCGUGAUUUGGCCGGUCGUACUCUCCUGGUUAUUAGUAGUAUGUGUCGUUGGUCGCUUGUGGUUCUGCAUUUCUUACUAGUCCCCCCCCCCUUGUUUGUGUAUUGCAGUCAAAAGGGAAAAAUAACUGCGGACAAUACGACUGCUGCCUGCGCCUCUCCGCUCACUUCUACCUCCAACCACGAGAGUGAGGGCGUUAGUGGAGCUUCUGUGUCCCAACCAACCCCUCCUGCUCCUUCCGCACUGCCGAACGUGACGGUGGAAGAGGCAGUUCGACGCUUGGUUGACGAUAUGUCCACUAUUCCCUCGGCCACUCCUAACUACAAAAACAGCAUCCAAGAGGACGAAUUGAAGAGCCUCAAUGCCGCUCGCGCAGCAGCUGCCGCUGCUGCCAUGGGGGCAGCUCUGGGACUUCAUUUUAAUGCACCGGGCGUCGGAGAGUCAUAUCAUCAUCAUACUCCUGCGCCCAUCAUUUCCUGUUCGCCUGGUCGCCCCAAGGGUUCCGGCAAUGCCAACUACAAUGCAACCAAUCACCCCCUCCUUGAUGUCUACCCAAAGCUGGAGUCCUCUGCUACCGGUGACCCGAUCGUCGCCCGACCCUACCAGUGUGCCACUUGUGGACGUAGUUUUGCUGUAAAGGCGGGCCUCAUGCAGCACCUGCGCACUCACACGGACGAACGACCUUACCCCUGUCCCGAGUGCGGUCGUGCCUUCAAACAGAAGAUUCAGCUGACCACACACAUGCGAGUGCACAGUGGGGAGCGUCCUUACGGCUGUCGCAUUUGCGGCAAACUGUUUCGCCAACAGAGUCAUGUGGUCCAGCACCUGCGUACACACACCGGUGAGAAGCCGCACAAAUGUGGCCGUUGCAACAAGGCCUUCCGCCAGAAAUACAGUCUCAUCUCGCACCAAAGAAGAAUGUGUCAGAGCCGGGCUUCCUCGAACUCUAUGAUGGCGGGUAUGACUAUGUGGAUUGGCCCGACGGGUGUUGCCACCGUGGGUAGCGGUGGCUUCACGAAUGAACGAACAGCCUUCGAGUCGAGUCUAUCGACACAUGUCAGAGAAGGGCAGGGGGAGGGCGAGGAAACUUUUAAGGGGGUCGUCGAGGCGAAGACGGAAGCUGCCCCGCCCAACUCGCAAUCGGAAGAUCACUCCAGUCUCUCCAACCGCUCCUGCAGCAGUCCAGCCAGUUCGCACGAGCUCGCUCUCACUUCAGAUGGCGGUGGUGAUGGCGGAACCAAGUCUGCUGAUCUCUGCGCUCUCUCCUAUCAUCAUCAAGAAAAGCAACUUUCACCCGACUCGAACCCCCAUCUGCACCCUAGUCACCACCACCAUUCCCCCCGGAUUUCCGCUGCUGGUAGCCCCUACGUGGAUGUCGCAGAUCGCGGCCGGAGAUCCUACAUGGACAACGAAUACACGUCUUUUACCACUUUUCCAAACUCCGACCGUGUGCGCCUGAAUGGCGCCUUUUCGGGGUGUCUGGAGGACCCAGUGGAAUCUACUUUGUAG
Spirometra erinaceieuropaei is the source of this 10904-nucleotide messenger RNA. The record is from the annotation of a GenBank genome assembly. NCBI's taxonomy places the organism in Eukaryota, Metazoa, Platyhelminthes, Cestoda, Diphyllobothriidea, Diphyllobothriidae.